ACGCCCGAACAACCGUUCAGUUUGACUUAGACCCACCGCAACCCACGACACGCGGCCCGUCGCCGAUCGGUCCGCCAUCACGUGCUCGUCGAAAUUUUUAUCGGGUUAGGGUUAACUGUACAGAGUUAAAAUAAUAAUUGUAAUAUUUCGUUUUUUGAGCUUCGGCCGUGACGCACGGCUGACGUUAUGCACGUGUCGUUACGUCCACUAUUAUAGACGAAUCGCAGAGCCAGCAACGAACGAAUAAUAAUAUCGUACGUAGCACAACUCGAAUCGCAUGUGAUUUUCAUCCAAUCGAAAAACGAACGAGCGACGCGAUUCGUCGUUGUGUGCCCCGGUCGAAAGAUCCAGGAAUUCACUGGAAAUUCAAAACAAUGAAAUCGACAACCGUACUCUACAGAUACAAUGAUAUCAGUCGUAAAAACGGUUUUUACAGUCUCAACAUAAGACAUGCGGCGAUUACCGGAGCUAUUUACACGUUGAAUAUUUCUGUAUUAGUUGUACUAAUAUACAGUUGGAUGAUAAGUUCAAACAUGAAAAAUGCAGUUCAUCUUCAAGAUGUAUUUUAUGGUGUUCAAAUCGCGUACUCGGCCGUAAUUGGAACAAAUUUGUUCAUCUUCGCUGCCAGUGUCAUAUUACUCCUUGGAAUCGUCAAAGAACGAGUAUCCCUAAUCGUACCUUGGAUUGUCGGUCUCAUAACUUUCAUGGCACUCGAAGCGGUUGCCAUUGUUUACUCAAACGUACUCAGAGACCAUGUAAAUAAGAAAUUCGACUCGUUCUGCAAAAUCGAAGUGACGUUUUACUUGAUACGGGCAGUACUAAAUGUGUUGAGUCUAUUAAGCGUGAUAAAGUUCUACAAUAUGGUGCGAUUGGGAGUAACGUGGAAAGGUCCAGAAACCAUUGAACUGUGAUGUAAAAUUUCGGGACCAGGACGUUAUCCCGGUUCCAUAUCUUCGGCAGAAGACACUGACACGACUCUAUCCUCGAGCAUGGACGAUUUCUUAUAAUGAACACUGAUAAAGUGAUAACUAUUAUGUAAAUGUUGUUGUAUAUUUGUUUUGGUUGAAAAUAAUUUUUGAAAAAACCCGCAAUGAUAAAUAAAAAAAUACAUUUUAUUUUUACGCUA
Messenger RNA from Metopolophium dirhodum (rose-grain aphid), 1126 nucleotides. RefSeq lists its product as uncharacterized. The transcript is spliced from 8 exons. The record is from RefSeq and is a predicted model, not a curated record. The coding region runs from base 375 to 911 and encodes 178 amino acids. NCBI's taxonomy places the organism in Eukaryota, Metazoa, Arthropoda, Insecta, Hemiptera, Aphididae.